Besnoitia besnoiti is the source of this 1647-nucleotide messenger RNA. RefSeq names its product SAG-related sequence SRS32. The transcript has a single exon. Gene Ontology annotation, cellular component: membrane. The coding region runs from base 1 to 1647 and encodes 548 amino acids. NCBI's taxonomy places the organism in Eukaryota, Apicomplexa, Conoidasida, Eucoccidiorida, Sarcocystidae. The record is from RefSeq and is a predicted model, not a curated record.
AUGAUCUUAAUCAAGCGACCAGAAGAGCGGAAACCAGGAGCAACUGACAGGGUUGGGGCCAGACUUCAUUCAGUCACCGUGGACGUCCCGACUUGCUCCGAGAGUGGAACUGUUCUUUCAGUUCAUGUGUCAGCGAGGACGAAGCGAGCGUAUUUCAAGUGCGGCACCCAUCUACCGAUUCUCGACCCCCCGGUCUCCGCAGCGCUGGCCUACACAGCACCUUCGUGUAAAUCUGCCAUUCCUCUCGCCGACCAAGUUCCGACAAUGACCUGCGUCUUUAACCGGCCCCGUAACCUUUAUGUAGUCACGCUGAAGCAGCUGCCUGCUCACGAAAGAAAAACAAUAUACUACCGAUGCAUGGAGCCUGGCAGCCCCGCUGCAUGUAGAGUCGUCGUCCAUGUCCCCCCCGCCCCGCCUGAUCCCCAGAGUCCGCGAGGAUCCUCUCCAUCGGAGGUGCAAUCAUGCUCCACGAGUGGAACGACCAUUACGGUGGAAGCCUCCAUCCAGACAAAGAAGGCUCAGUUCAAAUGCGGAGGAGGAAUGUUCCAGCUGGAUCCUCCGUUCUUAGCAGACACAACGUACACGGCUCGAUCGUGCACCAAGCCCGUACCCCUACGGACACAAGUGGCUGGAUCCUUGUUCAUGUCGCCGUUCGAGGAUGACCUUUACACUCUGCAACUUAAGACUUUCCCCGUCGACCGACCGAGGACUUUGUACUAUGUUUGUACGUCUCCCGGGAGCAGCAGAAGUUGCAAGGUUGCAAUUCAUGUCCCUCUUGAUCCGACGGCAACCCAGGAUGUGGCUCGGUACCACGACAUCCCUGAGUGCUCGGAGAGCGGCGCGACAGUCACAGCUUUCGUUUCUCCAAACACGAGAGCCGCGCAAUUUAAGUGCGGACCAGCAUUGUUUGAGUUGUAUCCUCCUCUGGCGUUCCAGAACGCGUAUGGGAGCCGUGCGUGUGUGACGCCCAUACCGCUGGGCGACAUUGUGAGCGGGACGCUCAGUCUAGCUGCCGGCGGCAACAACUUGUACACCUUGCAGCUCAGCGGGCUUCCUGCCAGAAAGCCCAAAGAUAUGUAUUUUAAGUGCAUGGCCCCCGACGGCAGCAGUUCGUGCAAGGUGCAUAUAAAGGUACCCAAACAUUCCAAUUCACUGAGAGCUCUGAAGGCGCCAAAAAUCCAUGUGUGCUACCCUGGACCAGACGCCUCUCUAAGGAUCCGCGCGUCGGCGUAUAGCUCCUUUUAUAUCAGGUGCGCAGCCGGCCUGUCCCAUUCGCCUACUGUGGAGACAGACGUCUACGACAACUUGGAUGGAAGCUGCAGCUCCGCAGGGCCACUGGAUCGCCACGUGAAGGGCGCAGAGCUAGUAAGGGCACCGCAAGUGAGAAGAGUAGGCACUACUUACAUUUUCUCGGUCGAGGAGUUGCCUGAGGUACCACAGCAGCUUUGCUAUCUUUGCGCGCCCAACUCGAACUUGCGGACAGAAGAAUGCCGCAUACUCAUCACUGUUCCAGCAAGAAAUUACUCGACCUCGCGAGGCCUGCCCCCACCAACUCGCCCCCCCUCCCCAUCAGCUCAGGGAAGACCUCACGGCGCCCUGAUCAUGGCGAUCUUGCAGGUUGGAGCCCAUUUGACAGGUUGUUUCUAG